Chrysoperla carnea is the source of this 2761-nucleotide messenger RNA. Its product is annotated as PAT complex subunit CCDC47. Gene Ontology annotation, biological process: endoplasmic reticulum calcium ion homeostasis. The record is from RefSeq and is a predicted model, not a curated record. Gene Ontology annotation, cellular component: endoplasmic reticulum. NCBI's taxonomy places the organism in Eukaryota, Metazoa, Arthropoda, Insecta, Neuroptera, Chrysopidae. The coding region runs from base 134 to 1540 and encodes 468 amino acids. The transcript has 8 exons. Gene Ontology annotation, molecular function: calcium ion binding.
UAUUGAGUACAGGGUUUUUUUAUCAAUUUGCUCCAAUUGGUUCGUAUUAUUGAGUGACAUAAUUAAUAUUUAGGGCUGUGAAAAUAAAUGAACAAAAUUAAACACGAAAAAUUGAAUAAAUUAAUGAAUUAAAAUGAAAUCGUGGAUAUUUCUUACAUUAUUAUUUACGUUGGGAAGUUUUAUAUAUGGAUCGAUGCAAUAUGAAGGUUUAGCUGAUAAUGAAUUUGCAGAAUUUGAAGAUUUUGAAGUUGAAGAUGAAGAAAUUGCACCACUUGAAACUGCAAAUAAUUUAAAUGCAAAUAGUCAGGAACAAGGUUUAAAUUUACAAGAAGAUGAAGGUGAAGAUGAUAUUAUAGUUGAGGAGGAAGAUAGUGAAUUCGAACAUUUUAAUGAUGAAGAAGAAUUUGAAGGAUUCUCUGGUGAACGUUCAGUAAAAAGUCCUGAUCAACCACCACGAGAACCAAAAAUUACUAUAACAAAUGUUCCUUUACCAUUUAGAGCAAAUUGGGAUAGUUAUUGGUUAGAGAUGUUAAUGAUUACGGGUUUGUUCGUAUAUUUUGUGAAUUUCUUCACGGGAAAAGCGAAAAAUACACGAUUAGCCAAUGCUUGGUUACAAACACAUAAAUCAUUGUUAGAUGAUAACUUCAGUCUAGUCGGAGAUGAUGGUAAAUUGGAGUCAGACUCUCCAGGAUUAAUUAAGGAGAGCGAAAAUCAAUUUACACUUUGGUGUAGUGGACGAACGUGUUGCGAAGGCAUGUUGGUUGAACUCAAAUUUUUAAAGAGACAAGAUUUAAUAGCAGUAAUCGCUGGAAUUAUGCGACCCGCCAUGGAUCAAGUACAUAUUAAAGUAAUGAUGAAUAAGGAAGAUAUGGAAAGUUUUGUAUUUUGUGUUGGUUCAAAGAAAACGGCCACCCAGCUGGGUAAAGAAAUGGCUGAUUUGAGUGUAUUUUGUGGUGAAAGACGUCCUGGGGACAAACAUGGACUUCCAUCCACAUAUCAAGUACUGAGUGAAAUGCAAGAAGUAACUUCAAACAUUUUAGAUUCCCGUGUUACAGCUUUUAUGAACAAAUAUCCGAAUCAAGUUGAAUACAUGCAUUUCUCUGAUCAAUAUUCCGGCCCUAAACAACCAGAAGAUACUCAACAAUUAAAACUUCCAGAAACUCAACGUGUUCUUUUAUUCGGAUUUAAUAUUCCAGUUAAAGGUUUAUCACCAAAUGAGGCUAUGGAUGCCAUUAAACAACAAAUGGUUCUUGUAUUUUAUUGUAUGGAAAAAGUGAAACGUUUCCGUUUAUCCAAAGAAGGUAAAUACAAGGCUGACAAAAAUAGAUUACGUGUAGAAGAGGCUUUCCUACGUAGUACAUGGCAAGCUCGUGCCGAAGCGGCUGCAGCUCGUCGUGAACAACGAAAACGUGCUGAAAAGGAAAAAGUAUUAGCUGAUGCAGAUCCUGAACGUCAAAGACGUUGGGAAGAAAAAGAACAAAAACGUCAAGCCAAACGACGAGCCCCACGUAUGAAACAAUUGAAAGUUAAAGCUCUGUAAAUAUAAACAUAAUAAUUUAAUUAUUAUUGUUUCUUGUGUCGCGUCGAAAUUUGUUUUUUUAUUAUUAAUUAUUAAAUAGUUGGUUUUAUUAAUUUAAUUCAUAGCGUAUUAUUCAUUAGCAACGGAUAUUAGUUGAAAAUCAGUUUGCCAUAACUGAUGUAAAUAAACAUAUACAGACAAAUAUUUGCCUAUAAAAGCUGGUUAAAAACUCAUAGAAAGUAAAAAAAAGGAUUCAGUUGCAUCUGGUUGAAUUUUUAUUUACAUUAAAUCGAAACGACGGGAAAAGUACGCCUUGGGUAGGCGUAAUAUUUGAUAGUUCUUCCAGAACGAGCGGUAAUUUAAGAGACUGUUGUCAAGGUUCUGUUGAACAACUUUGACUCUACGAAAUUUUUCAUAGUAGCUUACUUCUUAUUCAGAAGGGUCUAAAAAGUUUCUAAUUGCACAUGAUUAAAAUUUAUGAAUAUUUUAAGGAGAAUAUUCAAACAAGAAGGUAAUUGAAUAAGAAAAUGCAAAAAUAUUUUGUCCGACAUUCAAAAUAACGAGAUGUCCGUUAUCUAAGUUCUUAAACGUUGCAAUUUUCAAGGUGUCGGAUGACAGGUACCCUGCUUUGUUUUGUGUCUCCUAUUAAAUUAUCUACUUAUUUAAAUAUCAUUGUCCACGAAUAUUAAUCAAUUUUAAGCAUCUGGUACCCUUGGUUAAAAAUUUCCCAAGAGCCCUGAAAGAUAAAUUUCGAUAAUAAUAAUUUUUGUAGAGUAAAAAAGUUGUUAGACAGGGUCCUUACCUUAUCUUCUCAAAUAUUCAGCCGUUCUGACUAUGAAAUACUACGCCUAGUCCUAGAUUUAUUACUUUUAGAUGGCAAGAUAGUAAUAGUUUUGUAGAUUUGGUAAUCAACAUUGCAAUUAAAGAAGCAUGUUCACAAAUUAGUUAUUGUCUCCUGUAAUGAAAUCCAUCAUAGAAACUAAAUCUUUUCAAAACUCUCCUAAAAUCUUCGUCUAAGUGUACAAACUUUUAGUUAAAAGCUUUGAAGUUAGUUCGAUUCGAUGACAUGACUCACUUUAUUUCAAGGUAUUUAGAAUUAUUCAGUUUUUAUUUACUUUGUAGUCCUUUUCCUUGGAUUAGUCAAAUCAUUGAGAGAUCCCGAGAAAUUCACUAACUGAGACCAUGGGUGUUAUAUUUAAAAUAAAUACAUCACAUCAGUUCGACACAUUUCAAAUUAGAAAA